GCUGCGAGGCGCCAUGCCGAGCCGGCCCGAGGACUACGAGGUGCUGCUCACCAUCGGCUCCGGCUCCUACGGCAAGUGCCAGAAGGUGCGGCGCCGGGCGGACGGCAAGGUCUUGGUUUGGAAAGAGCUCGACUAUGGCUCCAUGACAGAAGCCGAGAAACAAAUGCUUGUUUCGGAAGUGAAUUUACUCCGGGAGCUGAGACACCCCAACAUCGUCCGGUAUUAUGAUCGCAUCAUUGACAGAACCAACACAACCCUGUACAUCGUGAUGGAAUAUUGUGAAGGAGGUGACCUGGCUAGUCUCAUUGCAAGAUGUACAAAGGAAAGACACUACUUAGAGGAAGACUUUGUUCUCCGCAUGUUGACUCAGUUGACCCUGGCCUUGAAGGAAUGUCACAGACGGAGUGAUGGUGGCCACACUGUGUUGCACCGUGACCUAAAACCAGCAAAUAUCUUUCUAGAUAGCAAGCACAAUGUGAAACUUGGAGACUUUGGAUUGGCUAGAAUAUUGCACCAUGAUACCAGUUUUGCUAAAACAUUUGUUGGCACUCCAUAUUACAUGUCUCCAGAACAAAUGAACCGCAUGUCGUAUAAUGAAAAAUCAGACAUCUGGUCUCUAGGAUGUUUGCUGUAUGAGCUAUGUGCACUCUCGCCUCCGUUUACAGCUUAUAACCAAAAGGAGUUGGCAGAGAAGAUAAAGGAAGGGAAGUUCAGACGAAUACCAUAUCGAUAUUCAGAUCAAUUGAAUGAACUUCUUAAAAAGAUGCUGAAUUUAAAGGACUACUGUCGACCCUCUGUUGAAGAAAUUCUACAGAACCCCUUGAUAGCUGACUUGGUGGUAGAAGAGCAAAGAAACAACUCUGAGAGGAGAGGACGAAGAUCAACAGAGCCAGAAAGGCUGCAGCAUUCAGGCACUGCAGUAAAUGAGCUGAAACUGAAGGAACAACAGUUGCAGGAGAGAGAACGAGCCAUAAAAGAGAGAGAGCAACAACUGGAACAGAGGGAGCGGGAGCUAUGUGUUCGUGAGAGACUGGCAGAAGAUAAACUUGCUAGGGCUGAACACUUGAUGAAAAACUACAACCUAUUCAAGGAACAGAGGAUAUUAGCAGGUGCAAAAAGCCCAGAUGAAGUGCUACUCCCCUCUUCAACAAGAAAGAAGAAGGUUCACUUUGGUGCAAGUAAAGAGAAUGCUAUAUCCAAUGAUAAUUUGGAGAAUUAUCCUCUCUCAAAAGAGAAAUCUUCUGAGCUGAAGAAACGCCUUUAUGCUGCUAACCUGCGGGCUCAAGCACUGUGUGAACUAGAAAAAAAUUAUCAACUAAAAAGCAGGCAAAUUCUGGGCAUGCGCUGAAACUAUGUAUAGUAUUUAACAUUUUAAUGUCACUUAAAAAUUUAUUGGUACAACUAUUGUGCUCCUUCUGUCUCGAUUUUUUUUACCAUCAUUUGAAUCCUGUUUUGUUUUUAGCAGAGAUGCUACCAUUUUCACUUAAUGUUUUACAUAACUUCUUUUAUGUAUGUUUCCCUUUUCUAUUAAUUUUCCAUCAUACUGUCCAUGCUUGAAAGGACACUUCAGUGGAACAGAAGGAUAGCUUUGAUAAAUAGUCAAACAUGAAAAGGCUUGUUUGAUUUAGAGAGAGAGUGGCUAUCUUUUUCCUCAAAUCUGUGUGCUAAGUUGAGAGAAUGAAGGAUUGUCUAUAAAUUAAGAAUUAACGUUUGUUAAUUCUGAAAAACUAUAUAAGUGAUGUAGGUAGCUUUUUUUAUUUAAAGAAGUGUCUUGAUGUGAGAAAUAGAUGUAUUUUUCUUUCAGUUGAAAAGUCCUAUGAAAACCUUUUAAAAAAAUUAGUGUGUAAAUUUACCUGUUGUACAAUUAUUUUAGAUCAAAGAAAUCUUGUAUCCUUUUGUUGCCACCUUAUACUUUUAUUUUAAAAGUGGUGUUUUCUGCAAUAUUGUAAACAUACAAGUGGUUGUAGCUAUUCUUGUUUCAUGACAGCAAGAGCAAAAAUGUGAAAAGGUUGCUAUUCCACCCCCUUUCACCAAUUAACUGACCUACCCAUAACUGAAGGUGGACAUAAUGUACUAAAAUAAAAGUCUAUUUUCCAGUAUCUAUUUGCAGGUUUCUAAUAA
Mauremys reevesii (Reeves's turtle) is the source of this 2121-nucleotide messenger RNA. RefSeq names its product NIMA related kinase 2 (gene NEK2). Lineage: Eukaryota; Metazoa; Chordata; Testudines; Geoemydidae. Gene Ontology annotation, molecular function: ATP binding; protein kinase activity. The record is from RefSeq and is a predicted model, not a curated record. The transcript has 9 exons. Gene Ontology annotation, biological process: protein phosphorylation. Bases 14 to 1348 code for a protein of 444 amino acids.